This is a messenger RNA of Dromaius novaehollandiae (emu), 5645 nucleotides long. RefSeq names its product PPFIA binding protein 2 (gene PPFIBP2). The transcript has 28 exons. Gene Ontology annotation, cellular component: presynaptic active zone. Bases 302 to 3163 code for a protein of 953 amino acids. Gene Ontology annotation, biological process: neuromuscular junction development. Gene Ontology annotation, molecular function: protein binding. The record is from RefSeq and is a predicted model, not a curated record. Lineage: Eukaryota; Metazoa; Chordata; Aves; Casuariiformes; Dromaiidae.
UCCCGAGGCGGGGGCGGGCCGUGUGCGGCGGCGUUUGGCGGAAGGGUCGCGCCUCAGCGGGGAGCGUUUGCGCCUCUUCCAGGGCGUUUCGGCGGUCCCCGGCGGGGCGCGGCGCGGCGCGGGCUGUGCGGUAAGGUGGCGGAGGGCUGAGGCGACGUGAGGGCGCCGUUGGACAGGCGGCAGGUCAGCGCGGGGCGCCUCGACUCGUGGCGAUUUCUGGGGCACUUCGGCCGUUUUCUGAACGGGAACGGCAUCCUGGAGCUGGAGUAGGAAGAGUAAAGGUCUGAACAAAUCAUAGAUCAUGGCCUCCGACGCUAGUCAUAUGCUUGAAGCAGCUUUGGAGCAGAUGGAUGACAUCAUUGCAGGUACAAAGUCAGCUACAGAGUAUGCCAAUGGUGGCUAUGAUAUUGUGUCGCCUGCUCCAUCAGUAUACUUGGGCACACUUCAAAUUUUGCAUCUCUUGGAAGAUCUAAAGAUAGCAUUGGAAAUGUUGGAGGAUCCUCAAGAGAAAGAAGCAUUGCGAAGUCAAAUUCCAGGGGCCACAGCAAUGUGUAUACGGGAGUGGUUUGAAGAGAACCUGUCACAGGUGAAUCUUCAUUCUUCUAUGAAUAAUGAAACCUAUCAAGAGAGAUUGGCACGAUUAGAAGGUGAUAAAGAGUCGCUCAUACUGCAGGUGAGUGUCCUCACGGACCAGGUGGAAGCUCAAGGAGAGAAAAUUCGGGACUUAGAAAUCUGUCUUGAGGGGCAUCAGUUGAAACUGAAUGCUACAGAAGAAAUGCUGCAACAGGAGUUGCUAAGUCGAACAUCAUUAGAGACUCAGAAAUUAGAUCUAAUGGCUGAAGUUUCAGACCUGAAGAUUAAGCUGGUUGGUAUGGAAAAGGAGCAGAGUGAAUAUGAAGAGAAACAGAACAAAGCUGAGAGUUUGCUACAGGAACUUAGACACCUCAAAAUUAAAGUAGAAGAACUGGAAAAUGAAAGAAAUCAGUAUGAGUGGAAAUUGAAAGCAACCAAAGCUGAGAUAGCCCAGCUUCAAGAACAGUUAGCUCUCAAAGAUGCAGAAAUUGAACGCUUACAGAGUCAGCUAUCCAGGAUGUCAACACAUAAUGAAGUUGCGGAAAAAGAGGAAGUUUAUAGGAGAAGGCUAAAAGAAAAACAUCAAGAAGUUCAGCGCUUGAAGAUAGGAAUGGAAACCUUACUGGCUGCAAAUGAAGAAAAGGACCGUCGGAUAGAGGAGUUAACACUACUGCUAAGCCAGUACAGGAGGGUCAAGGAGAUCAUGCUUGCAGCUCAUGGCUCUUCAGACAGAAUUGUCUCUGGUGGCAGCGAAGAGGAACUUGAGACAACUUUAAGGAAGUGGAGUCUUUUGACUAAUCCUCAAGGAGAAUUAUUUAAAACAGAGGCCUCUUCGGGAGAAUUGUCACCGGCUAUGCUAUCUCCAGUGCCACACAAAACUAUGGAAAUCAGUGGAAGCAUUCCAGUAUCUUCAGCUAAUCUAAUCUCUCCACAAGAGGAAUCCUUGGAAAACAGAAGUAGGGUUCCGCAGAAAAAAAAGUCAAGUAGUCUAGAAGAGUUGCAGAGUGAAUCCCUGGAAAAGUAUGUAGACGGAAAUCCAGUACAGCCUGUUGUAGAACAAGAGAAUAAGCCACUUGUGAAAGGCAGCAAAUAUCAAACCUUGCCGGGAAAGCUGCCUCGACCCGCACACAACGGAGAGCAGGGAGUGUACAGCACAUCCAACUCAACAGAUGUCUGUGGCCUGAACGACGAGGACAACAGUGCCCUGAGCCUGCGAGAAACAGAGACUAUGGAUGGUACAGUAGUUUCAGAAGACCUUUCACCUCUUUCUUCGGGCACGGAUUCAGGUCCCCAAUCUCCGCUGUCUCCGGAAAACAGGAAGAGUCCAAAAGGGAUCAAGAAAAUCUGGGGAAAAAUUAGGAGAACUCAGUCAGGUAACUUCCCUGCAGACGAUCUGGGUUUGGCAGAGUUUCGAAGAGGUGGUCUCCGUGCAACAGCUGGCCCUCGCUUAUCCAGAUCAAAGGAAACAAAAGGACAGAAAAGUGACUACAAUGCUCCGUUUGCUCAGUGGGGCACUGAAAGAGUUUGUAACUGGCUUGAGGACUUUGGUCUCGGUCAGUACGUCAUUUUUGCACGGCAGUGGGUGAGUUCAGGCCAUACACUGUUAACUGCAACACCUCAGGACAUGGAAAAGGAAAUGGGAAUAAAGCAUCCACUGCACAGGAAGAAAUUAGUUUUGGCAAUUAAAUCAAUAAAUGCAAAACAAGAUGAGAAGUCUGCACAACUAGAUCAUAUCUGGGUGACACGAUGGCUUGAUGAUAUUGGUUUACCUCAGUACAAAGACCAGUUCCAUGAGUCCAGAGUUGAUGGGAGAAUGUUGCAGUACUUAACUGUGAAUGACCUCCUCUUUCUGAAAGUCACCAGUCAGCUGCAUCAUCUGAGUAUUAAAUGUGCCAUUCAUGUGCUGCAUGUCAACAGUUUUAACCCCCAUUGUCUACGCAGGAGACCGGUUGAUGAGAAUAACGUUUCACCUUCUGAAGUAGUUCAGUGGUCCAAUCACAGAGUGAUGGAAUGGCUCAGAUCAGUUGAUCUGGCAGAAUAUGCACCAAAUCUUCGAGGAAGCGGAGUGCAUGGUGGCCUCAUUAUUCUCGAACCUCGCUUCAACGGAGACACACUAGCAAUGCUGCUAAACAUUCCACCUCAAAAGACCCUACUGCGACGCCACCUAACCACCAAUUUUAAUGUAUUAAUUGGACCAGAGGCACAACAAGAGAAGAGAGAAAUAAUGGAGUCAACAGCAUACACACCUCUGACCACCACUGCCAAAGUUCGGCCAAAGAAACUUGGAUUUUCACAUUUUGGAAACUUAAGAAAAAAGAAAUUUGAUGAAUCAACAGACUACAUUUGUCCUAUGGAUACAAAUCCAGGUGCUACCAACGGUACUCAAAAGAACUAUGGUGGAUACAAAGGACUUAGUCCAUUCACUGAUAGGGAAUUGGAUAAACUGGAUCAGAUGGAACAUUCAGAAGGCACAGUAAUGCAAAUAGGGGCUCUUUCUCAAGGCAUAAACAAUCUUACGAAUAUGUUAAGCCAAGAUGAAAUGCUGAAUGACAGCAGAUUUUUAACACCUACUUUUGAAGACUGGAGAUGAUGUUUCAACAUGACCAACAACACUAAUACCUCAUGCCUGUCCAGAGGGGUGGCCCGGAGAAGCUUGAUGCUGUGGUGCAGAAAAGCUUUAGCUCUUUUCAGCCAAUGAGACUUACCAUAUAGCAUCUAAUAUUGCUAAUGUAGCAACACUUUACAGGUAACUCUCCUGCACGCAGUUUUCCUCAUUAUGUAAUGCAAAAUGGUGUUAGGAAAGAAAAGUGGUGCAAAAUUGUUUCCUAUCCAGAGUCUGGAAAACCAAGAAUGGCAAAAUAUUUUACCCUUUUAUUUCAUCUUCUUUUACAUGGUAUGUUUAUGUACUGUUAUAUGAAAGGUCUUUUCUAAUUUUGUAUUUUUGUAAUUAACUUUCAGUGCAGGAAUCAUUAAUAUUCCAUUGUACCAUGUAGGCUAUCUGAACCACUUAGAAAUUCAGACAGGUGCUAGGGAGUGCAGCUGUAACCGUUUACUAAACUGUUACUGCUGUCUGGCCAGAGACUCUUUCCCAUAAAAGGAUUUUAAUUUUGCAUCCCUUUCAUUAUUAGCACAUGUCCUGCCCUCUUUUUCUCUGAGUGCAGUGUACAGAAUAUUCAUCAAGCCCUUGAUUUUAUCAGGAAGGGGAUGACAAUCAUGUUCACAGAUUGUUACCCAACUCAAAAGGCAAAAGGUACUGAACAAAUGCAACAGGAAGCGUCAUGUUAAUUACAGAACUACCUGGAAAACUGAUGGACCCCCAAAACUAGCUCUUCUUUGAAAGUGAAUUUUUUAAUUGUCAUUUUUAAAUGAGUACCAACAUGUUUGUGAUCAAGGAGCAACCGCAACACUCAGCUAACAUAAAAUGUGCCUUUAAAAUAUUGGAAUGGUGUUCACUGCUCUCCUGCGGAGUAAGCACAACAGAAUUUGCAGCAUGAUCAAUUAUUUAACUGUUAACAGUUCUUUCUUUAACCGGAACAACUGAAUAGGUUCUUUCUGUACUUUAACAUUUUGUCUAAAAUGGCUUGUACUAAGGCACACAUACCAGUGUCAGGAUGCUCGUAUGAGCCUUCUGAACAGUCAAAACAGUUGAGAAAGUAUUCUGAGCCUAAUAUCUGGCUGGUAUGAAACAGCACACAGGUUCUCAGGAAGACAGGGAUGAUAAUUAGCCUGCUGUUUUUCCAUAGUUAUUACAAAUUAAACAUGACUACAAACAGCCUUCAGGACUGGAGAGACCAGUAGGAACACUCUGCAACUUUUGCAGGAGAACUGGGGAUGUUUUUGUAAAUAAUAUUGCUGUUACCCUUUCACUUCUCUUUCUCACUCCAGCUACAGAGUACCUGCUUUAUUUAGCAAUAGGAGACAUACUAUUGUGCUGUGAUGUGUAAAAUGUGACUAGGGAACAUCAGGCUACUACCUUACUGAAACAAAAGAUUAUGUUUCUUUUUGAAACACCCGCAAAAUACAUCUGCUGCUUGUCUACUGAGCUAGGCAGCACUGUAGUUCUCUAACAGGAGGAAAUACAGCCUGUGACUACUUACCUGGGGGAGUUUUUCAAGGGUGAAAGUGAUUCCUUUAUGGCAUCAAUCACUCAUGGCCUCGUUUGACAUGUGCUUGUCAAGUGUAUUAAUAAGGUACCAACAGCAUAUCUUAGUAAGUAGCAAAAAGCCAGAAAAAAAUCUGCCUGACUGUAAAGCAAAGAAUAAGUACGUAGAUAGCUGCUUUGCAUUAAAUCCCCCUUUCUGGCUGCAGGGUGUCAAUUUACAUAUUAAAAUAGCCCAAGGGCAGGUGGACUGCUAACCACAGCCCUUUCCAAUAGAUGGGAAAUCUCAGGUACUGUUCAGAGUAUGCAGUGAGGGCUCUUUGAGAGCUCUCAGCAGGACUUUUUAAAAAUACCUACCCCUCACUGUAUAAACCUUUCAUGACAGACCUUGCACUAUAAGAUCAGAUUUUAAAAGUUAAACACACGAUUUUUUUUGUGAUUUUUAUUGUCCAAAGAGUUAGAAUUAAGGCUUUUUUUUUUCCAGUCACUGGAAGAUGAAAUAGUAAUUGAAAAAUCCAAAGGAAUCGGAAAUCAGUCUAUACAUCAGCAGACUAAAAACAUUUACUAAAAGUUACUAAACAUACCAGUCAGUUACAUUGCCAAGCCAUCAAUGCAAUCACACUAGUUACCAGAUCACAUACUGUGGGCAUUUGAAAUGUUAAUUAGUCAAACAUUAGUUAAAAGUCAGGUUAAUUUAGCAGGGGACUUAUUUGAAGUACGAUAAAUACAAUAAGCUGCUGUGACUGGGACAACCUUCAUAGCACUGGGAUAUUCCAAGCAGAUUUGCAGAUUUCUUUUGAUGUCAUAUUUAUAACUCACUGUGUCAUUGUGCUAACUAACUUGGCUGUGAAUAUUCAGUCUAUACAAUUUUUGAUUUGUUCCUUGUUAUAUAGUAAGAAAUCUUAGCAUAACAGAAGAAUAAAAAAAUGCUUAAUUUUUUAACUGUUAAGAAUAAAUUCUGGAUGUUCCUCCA